Durusdinium trenchii is the source of this 775-nucleotide messenger RNA. NCBI's taxonomy places the organism in Eukaryota, Dinophyceae, Suessiales, Symbiodiniaceae. The record is from the annotation of a GenBank genome assembly.
UGUUUUGGGCCCUAAGAGGACGGACGUUUGAAGACGUUUGAAAAGAGCUAGCCACGACUCCUUGGUGACCACCGUGACAGCUUGCAGGAUAAAUGGGUGCUAGUGCAGGCCGGUCCGCGCUGCACCUCGCCGCCCUCAACGGGGAGAGGGAGGAGGUUGAGCGCCUAGUGACUUCAGGAGCUGAGAUUGAAGCCACAGACAAUGAAGGCAGAACUCCGCUGCACUUGGCGGCGGAGAAGGGCCACUGCGAGGUGGUGGACCGACUGCUGACGGCGAAGGCCGCUGUUGACGCACAGGAUCGAGACCGCCUCACGCCUUUGCAUGUGGCAUCCGAAGCGGGCCACUUCCACGUGGUCGAACGGCUCACCGAAGCCAAGGCCGACUUGGAGGCGAUUGGUGGCGAGUUCAGCGGGACGCCGCUGCAUCUUGCGGCGGCAAAAGGCCACACCGCCUCGGUGGAUCGGCUCGUGGCGGCCGGCGCCGCCGUCGACGCGAAGGACAACAGAGGCGGGACGCCGCUGCAUCUUGCGGCGGCAAAAGGCCACACCGCCUCGGUGGAUCGGCUCGUGGCGGCCGGCGCCGCCGUCGACGCGAAGAACGUUGAGUGUCUUACGCCUCUCCACUAUGCGGCCGAACACGGCCACUCCGACGCGGCGCAGCGCCUGGUCGACGGUGGCGCCGACGUCGACGCCCCGGACGAAUACGGCCAAACGCCCUGGGAUUCUGCCAAAAUUCGUGGCCACGACACGCGGAUGGCGCCGGUUCUGCGUCCCGU